This is a messenger RNA of Pneumocystis carinii B80, 1772 nucleotides long. RefSeq lists its product as hypothetical. Bases 47 to 1726 code for a protein of 559 amino acids. Lineage: Eukaryota; Fungi; Ascomycota; Pneumocystomycetes; Pneumocystales; Pneumocystaceae. Gene Ontology annotation, molecular function: DNA-binding transcription factor activity, RNA polymerase II-specific; RNA polymerase II cis-regulatory region sequence-specific DNA binding. Gene Ontology annotation, biological process: regulation of transcription by RNA polymerase II. The record is from RefSeq and is a predicted model, not a curated record. The transcript has 4 exons. Gene Ontology annotation, cellular component: transcription regulator complex.
GAAAUAAUCUGCUGCAUAAUUAUUAUUGACGGGCGAUAAACAGGGCAUGUCUUUUGUGCUGAAUGUGGCGGAGACCGUGAAUGCAGAAAAGUGGCCGUUAGGUGAAAUAUCUCAGAAUGUUGAAAGCUUAGGAGGAUCUAAAACAGAGGCUGUAAAAGUGGAGAACGUUUCAUCUCUUAAGGAGGGAUUGUAUGGGGUUAAACGAGCGCGUUUAAAAUAUGAAAAACGGGAAAAUUUUGGCGAAAAAGUAUGGCCUGUGGAUGUAGAGGAAGCAUUUAUGGAUGCGAUUGCUCAUAUUCCUAAGCUUGGACGGCGAAAGAUUGUUGUAGGAUCGAAGUCAUGUGGUAGGAAUGAAUUGAUUGCAGAUUAUAUAUAUCGUCGUACUGGAAAAAUUCGUACACGAAAACAGGUUUCUAGUCAUAUUCAAGUACUUAAGCAUCUUAGGAGAGAGGAUCCUGAAUUUUUAAAAAUGAUUUCUGAUACACCAUGUACUUCACCAGAUAAAUUGAAGUCAAAUCUUGCAUUUUUUACACCUUCGAGUCCUCCUGUUAAUUUUGAUUCAUCAGUAUCAUGUCGUCAAUCAAAUACAUUCGAUUUUCCACGAUCAUUGGCGAAUAAUUUUUUGUCGUCUAGUGUUCUUAAAUAUCCAUAUUUUCGUGUUUUAGAGUUUUCUAUAUGGAAAACGUCAUUUGCUUCAGAGCAUGUUUAUUCUCGAUUGAAGGAUUCUUCUCUUACCACUGUUUUUCUUGAUUCCUUGCCUAAUUGGUCUGUUCGGUUCCCUUACCUUGUCGAAGUCCUUCUUUCUCCUAUUGGUAUUACAUGUCCGGUCUAUUAUGUUAAUUCGAUAUUGUCAAUUCCUUCUAUAAAUGAUGAGAAAAGUGCUUUUCAGGCUCAUUUUGUUUUGGCUAAGCCACCUAUUACAGUGCAAGAUGAAACAUGGGGCUGCGUAAUACGUAUCUAUACUAUGAGUCAAUGUAUAUUGGAACUUAAACAGAAGGCGUUUGUGCAUGAUGAAAAUAUUGUUCUUCCUUUUGCCAUUGAUUUUUGGGCAACAUUUCUUUCUGGAUUAAAUUCAUUGUCUACGGAAUAUCAUCCUGGAGAUGGUUCUGCUGAUGCAGAAAAAUCAAAAUACAGAAAGGAAUGGGAAAUUCGCUUAGCCGUUAGAGGUAUCACAGUCGUUUUUGAAGUAUUACGUUUUUCGAAUUCUUCUUCUCGUAUGGCUCUUCUUGCAUGGGAAUUCGAUGCUAUAUUUUCUGAUUCAGGUACUACUGUUUGCAAAGAAGUUGUUUUCGAUCGUUUUUCAUAUAAUUCUUCCGAAAAUGAGCAAUUAUUUACACCUUCAAGUAAUUAUGAACAAUGUGCAACGCCUUGUAUGAACUUUCAUUCAAGUCCUCUUAAUGUCUACAGCACAAAUUGUCCAAUGCCUUUUUCUAAUUACUUAUCGCCUCCAUCUAUUAUGCGACCUACAAAUGUUCCUAUUUUAUAUGAAAAUCUUCAGCAGUAUACACCUUCUCAAACAUCUAAUAUCGUGAAUUCCCUACCAUUUGUUUCUUCUGGAUCUUAUGAUUCUCAAGAUAAAUUUUUAACUGGUUCUAUUUCAGAAAAUGAAACAGCAAAUACUUGGCAAACAGAAAGUCUUCCUAAAUUAGGCUUCUUUUCUACUGGUAAUAAUGGUGUUUCUGUAUUUAAUGAUUCUAGAAAUAUAAAAAAAAAUGAUUCUUUAUAAUAAUAUCAAUUACGGGUUGUGUUUAAUGCAUUUUACAAUAAUAUUA